GUGAUGACAGACGGGGGUCACAGCAAAGGCUUUGGGUUUGUGUGCUUCUCGUCUCCGGAGGAAGCGACGAAGGCCGUGACGGAGAUGAACGGCCGCAUCGUCUGCACCAAACCUCUGUAUGUAGCUCUGGCCCAGCGCAAGGAGGAACGCAAAGCCCACCUCACCACCCAGUACAUGCAGCGGCUGGCAAACCUGCGGGCGAUGCCCAGCCCCCUGGUCGGCUCCUACCAGCAUCUGACACACUCCGGCUACUUCUUACCAGCAGUGCCACAGGCUCCGAGCCGGUCAGCGUAUUACACCACAGCCCCCCUCACCCCCGUCCGGCCCGCUCAGCGCUGGGCAGGGCAGCCCGUCAGACCCCCAG
Messenger RNA from Callorhinchus milii (elephant shark), 364 nucleotides. Its product is annotated as polyadenylate-binding protein 1-like. The annotation marks the transcript as partial. NCBI's taxonomy places the organism in Eukaryota, Metazoa, Chordata, Chondrichthyes, Chimaeriformes, Callorhinchidae. The record is from RefSeq and is a predicted model, not a curated record. Gene Ontology annotation, cellular component: ribonucleoprotein complex; nucleus; cytoplasmic stress granule. Gene Ontology annotation, molecular function: poly(A) binding; mRNA 3'-UTR binding; poly(U) RNA binding. The transcript has 2 exons.